AUGGGAGGACGACACGGUGCACUCUCAACCUGGCUCGCCAGAACAUCGAUCACAAUGCAAGCUGAACCGGCCUAUCAGUGGUGGACACGGUGGAGAUUCUCAAGGCCCAUUCCGUGCCCUGUCCCCCUCUUCCUCCCAUCUUGUGAACGCCUGCCAGGCAAGCUGAACCGCGGCCUAUCAGUGGUGGACACGGUGGGGAUUCUCAAGGGCGGCUUUGAUAAGUUAUCAGAAGAUGAGGUCUUCAAAGCCAGUGCUGUUGGCUGUGGGUUUGUCUGCUGCUGCAUUGACUGUGUAUGGCUGCUGCAUCGCAUCAAAUGUGUAUGGCUGACAUGCACUGCUCUUACAAACUUCAAUGCUCUAUCCGCCCCACCCCUAUUGUGCAGCUGCAUUGUGCCCCCCCCAACCCCCCCCUCCUCCUCCUCCUCCUCCUCCUCCUCCUCCUCCUCCUCCUCCUCCUCCUCCUCCUCCUCCUCCUCCUCCUCCUCCUCCUCCUCCUCCUCCCUCCUUCUCCUCCUCCUCCCUUGUGCAAUUGCAAUUUUACUUUUGGUGACCCCGUGGAUCAACCUGAACUCCACCACCCGCCUUCCCCUCCGCUUCCCCCUCUUCUUCCCGCAUGUGCCCCCCUAUGCAUGUUCCCCCCUAUGCAUGUGCCCCCCUAUGCAUGUGCCCCCCUAUGCAUGUGCCCCCCUAUGCAUGUGCGGCUGCAAGGCUACUUCCCAGUGA
This is a messenger RNA of Closterium sp. Yama58-4, 723 nucleotides long. The record is from the annotation of a GenBank genome assembly. NCBI's taxonomy places the organism in Eukaryota, Viridiplantae, Streptophyta, Zygnematophyceae, Desmidiales, Closteriaceae.